AUGGCGACCAUGUCGUUUGACCAGUUCUCUUCCGAGCACAACGCUGCCCUGCAGGAGCUCAUUACCAUGGUCGAAGAGUCCACUGCUUCGACUUAUGCCACCGCUUCCGCGGUCAUCCACAACAACUCGCCCGCCUCGGACGUUUUUGUCGACAACACCACAUCAUCCACAAACACCCCCGUCGACUUUGACAUUGCAUCCUUCUCCGACGACGACCUUGACAUCCUCGCUGGCUUUGCCCUCGACCUCCCCACCGAGGACGCCGGCCUUUGGAUCACCCCCGUCUCGGCUCCUGCCUCCCCCAAGUCCCCCGUCAUUGCCACCCCGCCGUUUGACGCCGUCUUCCCCACCCCAACAGUCGCUGCUCCUUACGCCUUCCCCGUUGUCAACCCCGACGCCGUUGUCACUGCUCCUGUCGGUCUCCUUCCCGCAUUCCCCAUCACUCCCAUUGUCCGCCGCGUCGUCUCCACGCCGGCCCUCACCACUCCGUCCGACUUUGACAUUGGCGCGUACCUCAACCUCGAGUCGACUCCCGCUGCCGCCGAAGUUGACGUCAACGGCAACGUCUUCCUAGCAACAUCCCCUGCCUUCUCCACCCCCGUCAAGGGCAACUUUUACUCCAACUGGUCCAACACAUCCACCAUGGACCCCUCCCUCAUCAACGGCUCGGCCCAGGCCACUCCAUCCACCCCAAGCCCCGCCACCGGUUGUGCCGCGGCCACCGCAAACCGCUCCCACGCCACCCCUACCCCAACCCACUUUAACAACAACACUGUUGCAGGCCCAUCCACCCCUGUGCGCACCAACCAGCCCCGCAAGAUGCCCGUCACUGCGCCAGCACGCCCACCCAUGGGCCAGCUCCCGCAGUCGCCCCGCACCCCAACCAAGAAGCGCGCCACCAAGGCGUCCAAACAGCCCGGCGACAUGUUCACCUUUUGCAACUUUACCGUUGCCGACGCCGCCAAGAUCAACGCCGGCGUCGCCCCCUCGGGAGGCAAGGGCAAAGGACACAAGCGUUCCUACUCGGAGAGCGCCGCGCAGGACGCCAAGCGCCGCCGCGAGGAGUAG
Apiotrichum porosum is the source of this 1068-nucleotide messenger RNA. RefSeq lists its product as uncharacterized. The transcript has a single exon. NCBI's taxonomy places the organism in Eukaryota, Fungi, Basidiomycota, Tremellomycetes, Trichosporonales, Trichosporonaceae. The coding region runs from base 1 to 1068 and encodes 355 amino acids. The record is from RefSeq and is a predicted model, not a curated record.